AUGAAUGAGUGUGUCAAGAACACCACUGAAAUUGCUCUCAUUGGAGUCGAUUUUUGUGAAAUUGGCCUGAGAGGCACCUGCUCACCUUUUGGAAAUGAAGAACUGAAAAGAGAUUCUGAGAUUCAGAAAGGGUUACUGGCCACAUAUAAUAGCCUCACAGAUAAACACCUGGCUGGGUAUUUCAACAAUACCAGGAUCAGGAGGCACCUGCUAAGAUCCGGACUGAUCACAAGAAGUGGAAGAAUACUUUCUGAAAAGGAAUACAAAGUGAACGCCAUGAAGCAGGAUCACCAAAAGCACGUCCGGGAGUGCUUAGCCCAGGCCAUCUUCCACAAGGUCCUGGACAUGGAGCGCUACCACCAGCUUGAAAUAAAAAGGAAACUGGACACCUUAGCUAGGAAAGAGCGGAUUCAGAGGUUGAAGGGAGAACACACAAGACGAUUUACUGAAGAUAACAUGCCCAUUCUGACUCCCCAUCCCCCAGCUGGCCCAAAGACUAACCGGGGCUGUAGCAUUCUGGCUGAGGAAGGACGUUCUAGUCCAUUAACACUGACAGCCUCUCGACCGUAUACUGCCCCAGGAAAUAUGCAGCCUCUGAUUCGAUUGCAGCCUCUUCUCAGUAAUUGUGCAACGAGAAAUAUUUCAAAGAUAACUUCAGGGUCCAAACCCAAAACCUCAUUGCUGGAAAGCGAAGCUCCAUUUCCUAUUGGGGGCAAGAAGGCAAUGAUGAAGUUCAGGAACUGCAUGGACAAUUCCCAGAGGCUGGAUUCCUACCAACUUCCAGACAUUAACAGUUACCACACACCUGUGCCUCCCACACCUCUACCCCAAACAGGAAAGAUCUUCAGGGAGAACAGGUCCGAGCCUUGGAGGAGGAAAAGGCUGCGCCCCAUCACAGCUCCCAACGGCUUAGAGCCCCUCUGCACCAGGGAUCAAGGGAGGAUUUACAAAGCUGCCCCGCAUAGCAAUGCAGUUAUCACAAUGGUCUAUCUUGGGAAGAAUGUGCACCUAUCCUAUGAUGACAAAGACUUUCGAGAUGAAAUCAAGAUUUACCAACAGCACUGUGGAGGAGAGAACCUUUGUAUCUACAAAGGCAAACUGCUUGAAAAAGACAUCUUUCAGUUCAUCUCCAAACGGCACCAUGGCUUCCCUUUCAGCCUCACCUUCUUUCUGAAUGGGAUUCAGGUGAACAGGCUCAGUUCCUGCUGCGAGUACAAGCACCGCAGGAGCUCCAGGCUCGGAGGCAAGAGAGGCUACUUUGGGUUUGUGAGCGUGGAGAAGGCAUCUCCAUGCUACAGGUGCAUUAUUGCCAUGGGCCUUGACAGGAAACCAUCUCAAACAAAACCUAGGAAGGAAAAGACUUCUGAGAAAAAGGAGGAGCAACUGAAGAGGAGCCAGGGGAAACUGAGGAAGGACAGAGAGAACGCGUCAAUGAGGAGGGGCGAGACGGAGGGGAGGGAGAACUCCAUCUCAGCCACCUUCUCAGCGGAGGAGAUAAAAUCAGGAGUCAGAGAAGUGAGGACGGCUAUAGAGGAAAUGGAAUGGAAGGGAAAGUCAGAACAAGAAGUCUGGGAAGAGGACCAGGAAAACACUUUCAAAUAUGACUAUGAAGAAGAUUUUGAAGUAGAUGAGGAAAGUCAAGAUGAGAGAGCUGAAGAUGAGGAUCAGGUUGAAGAUCAGAUGUGUGGAACAUCCAAGUCACCCACUGAAGGAGAAAGAGAUAAUUCAAGCCCAAAAAAGGAGAUUGAAAUCUCUUCAGAGAAGGCACUAGAUGUCUGUGGCAGUGAGAGCCGAGAGGAUGAUGUGUGCUUGGACAGUGACGAGGAGGAUAAACAAGAUAUUAAGACCGUUUCAUCGAUCUCAUCUAGAAGUCAUCCUUACUCUAGUGAGAGUGAAGAGGAUUUUACGGAUGCAUGUGUAGAAGCCCACUCUGGGAACAGUGCUGUGGGAAGUUCCAGAAGCUCCUCCUCUCAGGACCUACAGGAAAAUGACACCUGUGGAAAACUCCACAUUCCUGUCGAAGAGUCCUUGGAAACUGAGAUUGAAGAGCAAGAAAUCACAAAAGUCGAUGUGGACAACGGAUCUCAGUUGACAGAGGUUAGUUGUACCCAUGUUGCUGAGGAAGAACCAAGUGAGGGAACCCAAGAGUUUGCAGAGAGUGAACCCAAGAUAUCUUGGCAGUCUGCUUCUCCAGCGGCAAAGGCAGGAGGCACCAUUAUGGUGGAGGAAAGAGAAGAAGGGGUGAAAGAAGAGGUUGGACAGAUAACAGAUGAAGCCCAACCACCUGGCCACUACUGCUCCAACACUGCAGCUGGACCUAGCACCACCGAGGAUGAGGUGACACCCAAGAGGAAACGGGAGGUCAAUGUGGCUGGAGUGGUGGAGGAAAGGGCAGCCAGCAGCUCAAAUGAGCAACCCGAGCAAGCUGCACGAGGGGUGUGCACACUGGAGAAGGAAACAGCUAUGGCGGAAGAUGAACGUUCCCAGCCUAAGGAUGCUGACACUGAUGCCGCACUGAGGGAGAAAACAAGGAAGGAGGAAGAUGAAGCCCACCAUCCCCAGGAUGCUGACAUGAAUGUUGAGCUGAGGGAGAAAGUGAGGAGAAGUGUAGAGGUCCCCUUGGGGAAGAGGAACCUCACAGAAGAGCAGCCAGCAUUAGCAGAGCAGUCGACAGGGAAAGGAGAGCGCCCCCCGAGCACAGCUAGUGAGGCAGAGGCAGGCUCAGAAGGACAUAGCAGGUGUGGUGAGGAACAGUUAAACCCCACAGGUGUCUCAGUGUCUCAGAGAGAUGUGGACCCCAACAGGCAGACCUUGCUGCAGACAGUGGUGGAGAAAGAUAGGGCAGAUUCAGAAAGGGGGCAGGUAUUGGAGAAGGCAGUGCUCAGUUCAGAGACUCUUGGGGAAUCAGCAGUUCUGAAAGAAGCAGAGACUCCUGAAUUGGAGGAGGUAGAGAGGGAGGUGGGCACCCCAAGACCAGAUGGUGACCAGGGCAAAGAGGGAGCUCUCACAGAGCUAGAGGAUACGAAGCCCAUGGAGGACACAGCACAGGAGAGAGAGAAUGGUUUUGAAGCUGCAAUACUUGGAGGAAGGAAAGCGGCUACUGAGAGGAGGAAAGUUCUAGAAGCAGAAGCUUCCUUGAGUUCCUCGGCAGGAGAAGUAGGGGCAAGUGCCAGGGAGGAUGUCCAGGGCAACCCUGAGGCACUCUGGAAGGAAGACACAGCAAGAGAGGGAGUUAUGGCUGACAUAGAAUCUACCCUGGAACAGGAUCCCAGAGUAGUGCUCCCUGGGGAGUUUUCUGCAUCUGGAGACUGGGAGAAAGUUGAGAGGCACCCAACACCUCUGAGAGAAACUGGAUCUGAAAGAGAAGAGGUGACAGGGGUCAAAGUGUUGAAGACAGAAGAGAAGUUAGAAGAGCAAAAGGUUAAAGGGGAAGAAAAGGGCACAGAGAUGGAAGUGAGUUCGGUGGAAGAGGAGAGCACAGAGAAGGAAGUGAGGUCGGUGGAAGAGGCCCAUGCAUCCCCCAACAAGAUGGAGACUGAUGCUGAGGAUAGAGAUCCCACGAGGGCAAUCAAGUUGAAUGAGAACCCAAGACUUCUACAAGAUUCACCCAAAGAAAGAACCAUCACCUUGUUUGAAGCAAAACUUCAAUUUGGACAGUUACUGGAAGAGAAUGAAGCCACAGCUACAGAGCACAAAGAAGAGCUUCCAGGCCAGGAAGGUGAGGCUCCAUUGCAGCAAGGGAGGGCUCCCAGCCAUGAUGGAACGGGGUUGCUAGGAGCCCCUGGACCUGAGCCAGCAGACAAAGCUCGGGUGCCUGAGAAUGUUUUCACAGCUAGAAGCCAAGAGUGGGCUGCCAAGGAGCUAGACAGCCUUGAAGGACCAGAGCUACUGCAUGAAGAAGGGCCUUUGGAAGGCCAAGGAAGGGGCAUCAUUACACAUGGAAGCCUUCCUGAGGAAAGGGUCACCAUAGCAGAGGUGUUGAGUAGAGAGCCUGAGAGAGAGAAACCACAGGAAGAGGGAGGUGAGGAUAGAAAGUACCCUUCAGGGUCAGCGGCUGACAGUGUGGCAGGGCAGAUCUGGGCCAUGGGAAGAGGCACAGACAAAGAUGAGGAGGAUCCACAUGGAGGAAGAGCUGAUGAAAUUGCUGAAGACCAGAGGGAAAUGUUAGCAGAGUCAUUGUCAACUUAUGGGGACAGCAUGGCCUCCUCCUCUGCAGAUGGCCAGAAGGAAACACAGAACAGAGCAGAUGAGGUUCUGGGGGAAACAGCAGCUGAGGAAAGGGUGAUAGUUGAGGACAUGGGGGCAAGGACAGAGAAGGUGGCAGUGGUGAUGGAGGGGACAUCAGCAGGGCCUGUGGAGACCACACAGGACCAGAAGGCCCCUGAAGUGCAGGACUCUGAGGGAGGGGUAGAGAAGGUCUCUCAGUAG
Cricetulus griseus (Chinese hamster) is the source of this 4428-nucleotide messenger RNA. NCBI's taxonomy places the organism in Eukaryota, Metazoa, Chordata, Mammalia, Rodentia, Cricetidae. The record is from RefSeq and is a predicted model, not a curated record.